GCGGUGGGAGCGGAAAGUGAUACAGUGUAAGCAAGUGGUGGAAGUGUCCAUUGUGUGCGCCUUCUCCGCGGAUACCGGAGCUCUCCCGGGGUGCUGCGCCGCUACAACAUGUGUCGGCUCGGGCUGUGAGGAGAGCGGACCCGGAGGAAUGACCGGCUCCCUGGUCACACUUGUUGCUGGAUAAGCAGGAGAUACUGUGUCCUGUGUCAUGAAGCUUUAUCCAACACAAGCUCCAUUAUAUGGUGACUGUGUCCUUACAGUGAGCCUCACCGAGCAGAGAGAGCUGGAAGACGAUGCUGUGUUCUACCUGCUGUUUGCUGGCUCGACUCUGAAGCAUUUAGCAAGCACUCGGAAAAUAGACUCUGCAACCCUAGAGACAGUCACCCCAGGUCAUGACUGCUGUGAGCAAGUGAAAGUCCUAUUGUUUGCUUCCAAGAAAGGUCUGUCUGCUAUAGUAGCCCAGGAGGACUUUAAGUUCAUCAAAGACGAAGCGUAUGAAUCUGCUCAGUUUUUAGUAUCCAGCGUUGGCAACCAGCAAGCUCUGCUAUUUGCUAAAUUCUUUUUGAGUAAAUCAAGAUCAUCUCCUUGGGAUGCAGCCGGACUGGAUAAGAAGAUCACGUUGGCUUUUCGACACUUACAGCUACCAAGUGGAUGGAAUGUUUUGGGAGAAUGCCCAAGUAGAACAGAUGGACCUGGGCAGGAGACAUUGAUGCACUUUGCUGCAAGGCUUGGCCUCUGUGCACUGUCAAAGUUUCUCUUGGAACAGCCAGGAGGGAGAACAUCGUUGGCCAUUGCCAAUAGUGAAGGAGCUACGCCUGUAACCCUGGCUCUGGAACGAGGAUUUCUGGAGUUACACCACCUGUUAACAGACGUGGAUCCCCAAAGAAUAGUCCUUGAUAUUGAUGAUUCUCAUGUUGAGCAUUCUGGCGACUUUUGGGUACAACACCAUCAUGGACUAAAUGUUUACACAUUGACUAAGAAAUCCCAAUUGGGGGCUCAUGAUAACAUGGAGAACAGUAUUAAGGAGCUAAGUGACUACAUUCAGAGUCAUUCUCCGUGUCCGGGCACAAAUAUGAAAAUCCAGCUGGAAGUGUCUGCAGAGGAAUCUGAUGCAUGUCACCAGGGUGUCACGGCAUCUGCUAACCCUGUGGGCUCACAAGCAAGUAUUGGAGUGUUGCAAGGAGAGAAUGAAGGUGCCAAGCCCUGCAGUAAAUCUGACAAUGCAGUGGAAACUGUGGGUGGAGGCAUUGUAAGUUCUACUCAAGAUGUUUACCCCAAAGAGGAAGAGGAGGAGACCAAAUGUAUUGUAAAGGCAGAAAAUACAUCAGUUACAAACCAACACGUACCAAGCUAUUCAGCUGAGGUACCAGCUGCUGAGAAUCUUCUCUCCGGUGGAAACACAAAUGAGGAAACUGGAAUGACUUCAACUGGAACUGAUUUGGACCCGAAAGCCUUGUGCAAAAGUGGUAUCGUAGGUGAGGAAAUGAAAGCUGAACCAGAAAGAGACUCUUCAAAUUUAGCUUCACACACAGUCACCGACCAAGAUGUCAAUGUAAACAUGGGGCAGUCAGUGUCUAGCUAUUGUACUGGUGCAUCAGGCGCCACCGACACAGUCUGUCAGUCUGGGAGUAGUGAACAGGAAGCAGUCUCCGUAUGUAAAGACGGUCAGUCAAGUAAUGUUUCUGGUGACCUCCUAAGCCAGGGAGAGCCACUUACUUGCUUAGCAUCUGAAACAGGACCCUUACAUGAUGCCCAAGGGAUCAAUGUUUUAGAUUGCAGCCAGACUUGUGACCCUAAGAAAGAAAAGAGCAAGGCAGCUUUACAAAGCAGAACUUUGGACCAGUUUGCUCAUAGUCUAGUCCUGUCUGUUGUGGAUGGAGUCCUAGCUAUGAGAACUGACCAUCCUAAAGAUGGAGCAUUAGACCUUAACAGUGGGAAAGAUGUUGAAACAAUAGCUGAGAAGCUGACUGCUUCAAUAAUAAGUGCAAGCUUGGUAGAGCUCGAAGUUACAUCUAGUGCGAAAGCAAUGGUUACUCAUACAGACAAUAUGCCUAGUACACUGUCAGAGGAAGUGCUGUCAGGGUCUGUGGUGAAAGACUUCAUAGCACGUGAUGGUGCUCAUACACAGGAGGAUACAGAGGUUCCUGUUGCUAAACUUCACAGCAAGAUUGGAGAAAAUACAGCUCCUGAAAUACUAUUGAGCUGUUCUGAACCUUCACUAUCUCAGGAGUCUCUUGCUUUGUCUAAUAAGUCAGUAUCUGUUAAGGAACAGAAUAUCCAGUCUGUAGAGUCCAGUUCUGAUCUACAGAAUGUUUUAGAAGUGGCAAAUGCAGCAACAUCUGUCCCGAAAGAGAUUGAGGAGCAACUGAAUGUAGUUAGGACUGAAAAACAGGAAACACCGCCACCUGCUGCACCGACCACAUUACUGCAAGAAGAUGAGGUAUUGCCAUGUGCUAAAAGCGAGCUCCACAAAGACUCUGACACUCCCUCUCUCUUUAAUAAUUAUGAAUGCCUGAAUAACCAGGAAGUGUUAACAGUGGAUUCAGUUCUUAUUGAUGUGAGCAGUGAAAUGCAGGAGGCUGCCGUGACGGCUGCCAGUGAACCCAGCACUGAUCACGGACAGCUCACCUGUGAACAUGACCAGGGAGAUGGGGAUCUCUGUACAAAGCUAUGUGAGAAGGGUACUGAACGUGUAGAGGAGGACACUGGCAUUUUACUACUUUUAGAUCAGAGUGCGGAUUACAAGCUAACUUCAGAGGAUAGAAAUGCAGGUGAGAAAGAAGCCAAGGAAGUUGUGAAGGAGGCAGGUGUAGAAUAUGAAGGAGGUGAGGAUGAUUCUGUGCUGGUAGAAUCCCCAAGAGCAUCUCUUCACCCUAUAGCAGAGGAGACUUUACUUAAUGGCGAGUUCACCUCAGACACGACAUCUACAGACCGUGAUGAUGCCGCCUCCUCUGAUGUCAGCGAUUCCAAAAAGUCUGUAGGUGCGGAGGAAGAGAAAACUGAUGUAUACUCCCAGGCAACGGAUUGCUUAUCUGAUGAAGAGGCUGUGGCUGAGGAGACUUCACUGAUAUGUUCUAAUGGAGAUAUAUGCAUGGCGGAGGGCAGACCAGUGCAAGAAGUCCUUGUGAAUGAAGUUGUUCAAUCGUUCAACAUCCAGUCAUUCCAGGAUGAAGAGAAUUAUGGGAAGGGUCUAUGUGCAAGUCCUCACAUCUUUAAAGAAGACGACUCUGGGUUGGAUUUAUCUGUGAACUUGGAGGAUACUCUGUGCCUUAGCAUAUCGGACACAGAAAUAGUCUCUGCGGAAUGUCUUGAUAGUAAAGAUGAUGAUGAAGUGGAUUUUGGCAAACUACAGCUAAGCCCCAGAACAAAAGUGAUUAAAGAAAAUUGCUGUUCCCUAACCCCAUGUCCACAUCCUGUGGUUCUUGCAUCAAAGCCAGCAAAUGACACCAAAGAAUGCAGACAGUUUCUGGAGGACUCACUCAAUGCAGAACAUUCAUCUCCACUCACACUGAAAAGGGAUCAGGCAAGUGAUUCUGAUCUGAGCUACAUGCCCCCUGAGGUACUGGAUGAAAUGAUCUUCACAAAGCUUGAAGAUGAGCAAUCCAUAAACACUGCCAGCUCUGGUUCAGAGGACACUUUAUCCCUAGACAGAAACUCUUCCCAUGGAAGUGAUAUUUCCCUUCCCCAUGCCUUAACUGAAAGGAAGCACAUAGACUUGCAAGGUAGCACCAUGGCUGGAUCUGGAAAGAUAAUGGUGCCUGAGAAGACUGGAAUGACGGAGACUGCGGGAGAGGAGAAGGACAACAUUACAGGAGUGUCUCCACACACCGUGCAAUCCAGGAGCACAGUCCGCUCUCUUUCUCCUUCCAGAAGGCAUAGCUGGGAGCCUGGAAAGAACAAAGGCAAUAAUGCUGAAAUUGGCCAAAGAAGUUGCAGUUUGGAGGGCCUCAGUGGUAUUGAAAGAAAACCGAGGGCCGCUCAGAAGUCCUCUUCUGGCAAAAACAGGCUCUCAGGAUCACCGUUCAGGGGAGAGGAUCAUGGAUCAUUAACAUCAUUGACAGAAGAGGAGCGACUGCCUGAUAAUGGAACUGACGGAAUUUCCAAACAUGGGCAGUCAUCUGGCAAUGCUGACGGCUCUGGCUCAGAGGACAAUUCUCUAGAAAGGAACUCUUCCCACGGAAGUGAUGUCUCUUUUUCUCAUACUUUAAGUGAAAGAAAGGACAGUAACCCAUUAAACUCUUCUGUUGGGGACAGAGAAAACGAGAAGAUGGGUAUAUCAGAGAAUGAAGGGGAGGAGAUGGACAGCAUUACAGAAGUGUCUCCACAUGCUCUUCGCUCCAGGAGCACCAUCCGCUCUUUGUCUCCUUUUAGAAGACAUAGCUGGGAACCUGGGAAGCACAAGAAUAAUAAUGCUGAAAUCAACCGCAGAAGUUCAUUGCGAGUUCUGGGGGAUGUUAUAAAGAAGCCAGCUACUCAUAGAAGAAGUAUGAGCUGGUGUCCCUCAGAUGCACAAUUCACUUCUAUAGGUGGUGACUUUAAUUAUAGAAGUUACAGCUUGGAAGGCCUGGCUGAGAACAACCCACCUGCUGCUAAUGACUCUUUUGUUACGAGAAAACUAACUGGAGCACUGUACAAAGGGGAGGAUCAUGGGUCCUUGACAUCCUUGACAGAAGAAGAACAAGAGUCCGAUCAAAGGAUUGGCAGAACCUCCCAUCAUGUGGCCAAUGAAAGAAGUGAAGAUCAUGACUUGGUUUACUCUGGAUCACUUGGUACUUCUCGUCUGUCAAAGUCAAUGUCGCUAUCAGCAAUAGCCAACCCACUUAUAGAAGUCCAGGGUCGGAUACAACCAAAGAGGCGAAUAUCCUUCUCCUUCAGCAUCUCUCCGCUUAUACCUAAGUCUAAACAUGUCUUUUCUAUUGGCACCUCGUCCAGUGAUGACGAGUCAGAUAGCUCACGGCCCAUAAAUAUCGGCAGCAGCUCUUUGACACAUAGCAUAUCCGAGGAAUGUAACAACCAGUUACCACCGAGCCCCUCUCAGAAGGACCUAGAGGGCAAAGGUGUGACUAAAGUCAGCCGCACAUUCAGCUACAUCAGGAAUAAGAUGUCCAGUGGUAAGAAGACAAAGGAAAAAGACAAGGAUAAAGCAAAAGAUAAAGAAAAAGAGCCUAGUGAAAAAAGCAAAGAGAAGCACAAAAGCAAUGGGCAUAUAUUUGUCACAGGAACUACAAUGGAUACCCUAACAUGCAAAAGCUGCGACAAACCUUUCACCAAAAAAUCUUGCUAUGUGUGUCAAGAAUGUGGCUUGGCUGUGCAUAGAGGCUGCAGGGACACCAUAGAUCCCUGUCCAAAGAUCAAGGAAGAAAAGGUGGUACAACCUCAGGGUACGGUCCCUCAAGCUGUGGUCAUGAGAAAUAAAGGUUCCCAACCAAAGGAGCGGCCUCGCUCUGCAAUUGUGGUAGUAGAUGAAAAGUCUUUGCUGACGCUUGGCUUUAAUGCCAGAAGACCGCAAACUGCCCUGGCCAUAUCCAAGAGUAUCUCUACCCAAAAUUUAUCAGGGCUAGGACGUGAUGACAAUCUUUUGAGCAGCUUGAGGGCUUUGUCACAAUCUACAGACUCUUUGCAUAAAACCAGCAAAGUCAAUGAGUCUAUGGAGUCUCUCAGUGAUGAAGGCACUGAUCUGUAUGAGGGUCAGCUCUUGGGAGAGUUUGAGAUGGAUUCUAAGCAAUUGGAGAAAGCCUCUUGGAGCGAAGCAGUGGACAGCAUGUUUCUGAUGCAACAAAUGAAAGAAGUUGUGAAACGCCAGGAUGUUAUUUAUGAACUUAUGCAGACUGAAAUGCACCAUAUCCUCAGACUGAAGAUCAUGAGUGACAUCUACUGUCAGGGAAUGUCAUCUGAACUGCAGUACGAGCAGCAAGUCAUAGAGAAGAUCUUCCCAUGCAUGGAAGAUCUACUGAAUAUCCACACUCAGUUCUUCCAGCGAAUGUUGGAAAGAAAGAGGGAAUCGAUGGCUGAUAAAAGUGAGAAGAAUUUUGUCAUCAGAAGGAUUGGAGAUAUCUGCUCUAACCAGUUUUCUGGAGAAAAUGCAGAACGCAUGAUUAAAACGUAUGGUAAAUUCUGUGGCCACCACAAGGAAGCGUUGGACUACUUCAAGGACCUGCUGUCUAAAGACAAAAGGUUUCAGGCCUUUGUAAAGAAAAAGAGUAGCAGCCCCCUUGUAAGACGCAUGGGGAUUCCAGAAUGCUUGUUAUUGGUUACACAAAGGAUUACCAAGUAUCCAAUCAUUUUGGAGCGAAUUCUGCAUUAUACAGAUGAAAAUGAGAUGGAACAUCAGUCAGUAACCUAUGCCCUGGGCUUGUUAAAGGAAGUUGUGAAUGGAGUGAAUAACAAAGUAAAGAAUUACGAGAUGAAGAAGCGCCUCCAUGAGAUCUACAGUAAGACAGACAGCAAGUCCAUACAACGGAUGAAGAGUGGACAAAUGUUCGCCAAAGAGGAUCUAAAGAGAAGGAAAUUUGUUCGUGAUGGUCCUGUGUUCCUGAGGUCCAACCAAACCAGUAGAUCAAAAGAAGCGCUGGCUGUUCUGCUGUCUGAUGUGUUAGUCUUCCUCCAAGAAAAGGACCAGAAAUAUGUCUUUGCAUCACUGGAGCAAAAAUCAACAGUGAUUUCUUUGAAGAAUCUCAUAGUGCGGGAGGUAGCGCAUGAUGAGAAAGGGCUGUUCUUGAUCAGCAUGGUUGGAAAAAACCCUGAGUUAGUAGAAGUACUUGCAAGUACCAAGGAAGAGCGGAACAGCUGGAUCGGAACAAUCAAAGAGACAAUGCAGACAAUGGAGAAAGAUGAGGAUGAAGGUGUACAGAGUGAAUCUGAGGAAGAAAAAAGAAAUUGUGACGCAAAAGCCAAAGAACUGAAAGAGCAACUUCAGCAAAAAGAUGAUCAGAUUAUUGCCUUACUUGAAGAAAAAGAGAAGAUAUUUCAAUCCUUGGUGGACUUUAGUAGUCAUGAAAAGAAUUUUGCUAUGUCAGGAAGAAUUCUUUUUCGAGCUAACACAGAGGAAGCUCCACGAGGAGAGAGUUUAAUAAAAAGUGCAAUAAAAGAAGUUGAGACGCUUCAAGUACUGUUAAACCAGAAUCUAUGGAGCAGCAUAGUUCAGCAGGCUCCCUGUCCUGCAGACCUGGAGGCUGGAUUGGGCUCGGUUUCUCUACCUCGUAGAGCAGAAACUUUUGGAGGGUUUGACAGCCAUCAACUUAAUGCCUCUAAAAGUGGAGAGAGAGAUGAGGGAGAAGAUGCACAGGAUUUAAGGAGGACAGAAUCUGACAGCGUAUUGAAGAAGGGAGUGAGUCCCAGUGUUAUGCUUAAGAGAAAUGGGGAGCAUGUUCUUCAAACGGUCACCAAUCUUCACAAACUGUUGGGCAACUUGCAGGCUGUGGUGCUGCAGCAAGACACGUUUAUAGAGCAACAGAAGCUGAGGCUAAGUGAGAAGAAACCUCUAACCCGGACCACAUCAAAACCAAAGUCUUUGACUGAACAAGAAAAGGUGGAGCAACUUCUACAGGACAUUGUUAAUCUAGAAAAGCAGCAAACAGACCAACAGGUUCCACUUCAACAAGAAAAACUGACCCGGGGCCCCCCACUGCCUGACAACACAGAUUCUUUAAAAAGAUAUAAUUCUAUCGCACCAAAACAGGAGCCCUUGGACUCUAAACCCUCUGCUGUACCCAAAAAGGACACAUUGUCAAGGACAGAGAGUAAGCAAAAAGGAAAAAGCCACUUCAGUUUGCUUGGGAGCCAAGCUAACAAACCAGUGGAGGGCCCUGCCACCAAUCGCCUUUUUAACUUAUCAAAGACAAAGGAAAAAAAGGAGAAAAAGAAGAAGUCUAAAGGAAACCACUGUACUGAUACUGUUCACAUCGAGGGAGUGUCUCAGGAGGAAGAGAUCUUCUGCUGAUGAUAUUCCUAUGGAGGACAUCUGUACCUGCAGAAUACUGUACAUUCUCAUUCCCCACUGGGAUAUUGGCUACUAUAUACUGGAUACAGUACAAGUGAAGAAUCCCCUGCUCAUUUUAUUUACCAUGCGAAGGUUUGCAAUACUGCGUAUUUACUGCUCCCUGAAAAUCCCCAUAACACUCAUUCAAAAGCCUGCCAUGUUUUUGGAGCCUUUUGGAGAUUUAUGGGAGCAUAAUCAGAGGAAAGGUCACCAGAAGAAACGUUGUUAUAAACUCCUGAAUUGUAAUCUCCAAACACCACUGAGAAGGUAUCAGCUUGUAUAGUUUUGUAUCUGGUGCCCAGCUGUGAAUACUCGCUGCUACUUUCCUACCAAUAGUUUUGCGGUGAUUCAGCAUAGGAUUUUAUAUUUGUUGAGGAAUAGAUUAUUAAGGAAUAGAUAACUGGUUUGGCAGUAAGAGAUAUCAUCCUGAUCCUUAGUUUUCUUCACAUGCACAAGUCUGUCACAUGUCUUGAUUUUUGCCAGUAGAUGGCGCUGUAGGCUUCACAAAACUGCUAAUUCCAUCUAUGCCAAGCAUCUUUUGUGACCGCAGUAAAAUUCCACCCUUACACAUAUUCUUGUAUGUGAAUUUGCUCGCUAUUGUGGCUUUUGACACAAAUAACCCUGCUUUUUUUUCAUUAUUUUAUAGAAAAUAACCACUUAAGCAUAUUCCCAGCUUGAGCUAUUGCUUGCCUCUAUAUGGAUUAUUUUCUUGUCAAGUCAUAUUUUAAGUGUGUGUCUGUAGUGGAGCUCAUGUGCGAUGUGAUGGAACUCACGGCAACUAAUAAAUCAGUGAUGAGGAUUCUAGGGACCAAAUACAUUGUUUUUCUAAAUGUCCUUAGAGCAAGUCCUGUCCCUUAUUUCAUGCAGCCAUCUGUUCUUUACUGCAUCUUGAUAAGGCAGAAAAUGGGGAUCUAGUCUGGUGACUCUACAACUAACACAUUUACUUGUUUUUGUUUCUUUUUAAUAUUGUAGUAAGACUCAGACCCUUGCAAACCUUUUGCCUUCUCAUGGUAGAGUAGUUAACUGCAUAUGUUGGUCAUUGAUAUCAACUAGUGGACUUAGACAUGACCGCUCACCUUCUGCAAUGUCUAUUUGAUGAUUUGGAGUAAUUCACCAAUCAGUAACCACCAGGGCCUUUAGGUCCUGUUCACACAGCUAAUAACUCCUUGUUUUUUGGCAUUGACACUGAUACAAUUUCUAUGUCAAAAACCACAGUUUAAAUGUACGAAAAAAUAAGUAAAGUAAUGCAGUGUUUCCCAACCAGCAUGCCUCCAGCUGUUGCAAAACUACAACUCCCAGCAUGCUCGGACAGCCAUACUGGGCUUUGUAGUUUUGCAACAGCUGGAGGCACACUGGUUGGGAAACACUGCCUUAAUAUGAUGUGUGUUGUUUGUAUGGAUGUUAAAAAAAAAAAAAAUUACAAUGUAAUUUUUUUUUUUUUUACCCGCAACCACCUCCCCCAAAUCUUUAUGGCUUUUUUUUUAUUUUGUUUUACUAAAUAAAUAGAAAAUAAUUAUUAUAAGUUUAUUAGGAAUAAACAUACAGUAUAAAUAGGUGCUUUGAGUGUAAUUAACCCCUAACUCUGCUGGAGCUACCUGAUUGGCAGCUUUGUAGUAGAUUUAGGCCUUUAUCAUAGGCGACUUCUCCCAGUAAGGUACCACUAUGCACUUUACACAAGGCAUUUGCCAUAACGGCUGAAUAUCUUACCUAAGACAAUCAAAGUAAAAGGGAGGAGAGUCCUGUGGACUGUAUUUGCCAAUGCAGAAGGUGCACACUGUGUGACCGAAUCACUAAGGGAAGGGCUGUACUAUUUUUACCCCUUUAUGGUCUAUUCACACGUACAGUAUUCUGCACAGAUUUGAUGCGCAUGAUUUUCUGCUGCAGAUUUCAAUGUAAACUGAAUGACUGAACACAGCUUGAAAUCCUGUGCAUCAAAUCUGCGCAGAAUACUGCACGUGUGAAUAGACCCUUAAAGGGAAUAAUAGAAAUUACAUGCAGUUUAAUAGAAAUAGUGGAAGUUAUCUCCAGAAAUAAUAGAAACUGGAUUCAAUGAUAUGAGACCUUUUUUUUUUUUUUUUUCUUUUUUUCGUUCUUCACAUUUUGCAUGUAAACGUUCUGCAGCUAGAAGUGACUUUGUGUCUGUACAACCCUAUCCUAAUUCGACACUCAGGCUUAAUAAGAUGUUAUAGGCAACCCUGUAUGUGUGUGUGUAUAUAUGUGUGUAUAUAUAUAUAUAUAUAUCACAUACAUAUGAUUUAUCAUUAUAUGUAUGUCCAUAAUGGGGGCUGACAAGCAAAUCUUUCCCCACAGGGGCAACAGCUAAUGGGAUGGGCCUUUAUAAGUCAUGUGAUUUCUGACCUGGCUUCAUUUUUAAAACAAGCCAGUGGUCUCCAACCUCUGGUUCCCUAGCUGUCGCAAAACUACAACCCCCACCAUGGCAGAUGAAGUUUUGCAACAGCUGAAAACCACUUGGAUAAGGCAGACCCUUUCCCCCUAAAUCCUCCUAUAUUUGCAGAAUAUAAUUUAGGAUAUGACUAGCAUGCCCUAAACAUGUGACCGUACCUUAAAGACAGAAUAUUUACGUUCUAUGUGACUUAAGUUUGUAGCGCCAGAAUAUUGUCAUGUAUAGACAGUAGUGCGGACACAAAUCUACCAGACUACUGCUUUCCUAUUCAUUUUGUGCAGAAAGUGAACACUACAUUCACAUUCUACAGGGACUUUACCACUGGUUUGUCGCAUUUUUUUUAAUUUUUUUAUUUUUUUCAAUCGACCGGCCUAAUCCGGUUAAUAUUAGUAUUUCAUGCUAGUAUCUCUUAUGUUAGCCUGGGCCAUUAAAGAAUACUGUAGCCUAUUUGUGAUUAUAAUGUACAAAUUCUGUAAAUAAUAAAGGUUACAUUGAAAGCCAAAUAUCCCAGGUCACCGAAACUCUCCCAUCCUAUACGUUGUAUAUUAGUGCACAUUGUAUCUUUUCUUUCCAUUUUUGUGUUGUAAACAGUAUUGUCUAGUGUUUGGUGCACUCUGGCCAUAGCCUGGUAGUAAAGCAUGUGCCGUCUGUGGGAUUUACAUUGGGUAUAAAGCACCUUUCUUAAAGCUUUAAAUGCAUUUGACUUAUUGCUGCUUGAGACCUCACCCAAGUUGCUUUCUAAGAAAUAAGAGCACUUAUGUGUGUGUGUGGAGUGUGGUCUAAUAUCACAGAAAACUGUAUUAGAUGCCCUGUGCAACAAACGGGCAGCACAUGCCUAGAAAAACAAGAGACGUUUUCCUUGACUGCCAAGGUAACUGCAAUGCAAAUAAAAACUGUAUUAAAAGUGUAAAAGUUACAUUGUUACAAUUUAUUAUUGGUUAUUAAUGUUAGUACUUCUGUUUUCUUCAACAGAAUGUGUUUUUUUUUUUUUCUUUAAUAUGAAUCUAUAGCCAUGGCAUUCCUAUUCUACCUGGUCUGGACAUGUCCCCUGCAGGACAGGGCAGAUAUAAACACCACCUUUUCCAUACAGUUGUCUAUCUUCUGAUUCAUGCUUCUCUCUAUAGCUUAUUUUGCCUGACUGGAUGAAAUGGUUUGUCUCGAUAAGCUCUAAUAUCAUUGCAAGUAAUGAUAUUGAGGAAAAUAAAUUUCUAACAAGAUCUGGUAUCUUGUCUUUUUCUAGUAAUGAAUUCUGAACACUGGCCAAUAUAAGUGCAGUAAGGAACUUCAUUGUGGACCACGGUUUUAGGUCCGGUGGAAAACCGCAUACGGGGCAUAAAUGAGCCGACCGGAGUCAGCGUUGCGCUCCGUUCGGCUCAUUGAAAUGAAUUACAUAUGGGCGGCAUACGGCAGGGAUACAGGAGCGCCCAGUUUUAGCUCCACCCAUGCGGUCCCCCUAUGGCUGAAAACGUGAUGUGAAUCCAGCCUUAGCCAGAGAAAAGUUGAAACUUUUUGUGUAAGCCCCUGUUUGCGUAAAAGAUGCAAACUUUUUGCCCUUCUACAUUAGUAAUGCUUCUUUGUUUCUUGUUCUUUUAAGUAGGUCUUGUGCAGAAGGGGGUGUGGCCUAUUUACACGUCUAUUUUAAUACAAUAUACACUAGGGUAAAUUGUAGCUGAAAACUACACCAGCGCAUCCCUACAACUUAUCAGACAUAAGUUGUUUUAAAACCACCUGUUUCUAAACCACGCAUUAUAUAACGUUUGGAGUUCCUACAACCGUGUUGCUUAUGGCUGAAUUUAGAGUCAAAGAAUUGGAUUCACAAAGGGUAUGAAUUAAAUAUUUGGGAAGAUUUUUACUCAUCUAACCUAACUGUGCAAAUCAUGGUUUACAGAAUAUAGUCAGACCUGCGGAAUGUUGGUCAGUCUCUCCAUAUGAUUCGGUUUAGGUCAAUUCUGUUUUGUUACAAAUGAAAUGUAUAAAAAUGAUAACUUAAUAGAUAAGAAUAGGACAAAUUUUAGACAGUAAAUGACAUUCCAUUUCAUCCUGUCUGUACUUAAAUAUUAUCUCUGGGGUGUCAUGUAUUGUAUAGUACUAACAAUGACUGCACUAGAGGAAAGCCCGGGAUGCUCAGGAGGUUUAUAGUACCAUGUAUACCUCUGCUUUCUGUUCUAUCAAUGCCUGUACUGAGGUACAUGUAGGUGUCAUUAACAGAUCCCAGCACAGGGCUGCUCCUGAUGUGGGGGAAGCCAGCGGGCUGUGGGCUCUGUGCCGCCGCACUUCUCCCUUUGCGCUUUUCAGUGACGCAGGACUCUAUGCUAAACGCUAUUGUGUUGUUUUUCUAAAUGCUGUAUAAAUUUAAACAAAACAAAAGUUUAAUUAUUUUAUGUUCAUGUGUAAAUAAUGUAAAAAGUUAUAACUGUACAAGUCAUGACGUUUCUUGUAAUAUGCAAGUUUUCUUUGUAACUAGCUUUAAUUUAUCUCUUUUUCUUAGUUACCUGCUGUAAAGGCAAAUUUCUCUAAAUAAAUUUCAUUCUUUAUCUA
This is a messenger RNA of Hyla sarda, 12920 nucleotides long. RefSeq names its product A-kinase anchoring protein 13 (gene AKAP13). Lineage: Eukaryota; Metazoa; Chordata; Amphibia; Anura; Hylidae. Gene Ontology annotation, cellular component: membrane; actin cytoskeleton. The transcript has 41 exons. Gene Ontology annotation, molecular function: guanyl-nucleotide exchange factor activity; MAP kinase scaffold activity. The record is from RefSeq and is a predicted model, not a curated record. Gene Ontology annotation, biological process: adrenergic receptor signaling pathway; regulation of Rho protein signal transduction; positive regulation of canonical NF-kappaB signal transduction. The coding region runs from base 209 to 7939 and encodes 2576 amino acids.